AGCACGGUGGCGGCCAGUGGCGGAAGCGGUGGUGGACCGUGCGGGGCGUGCAAGUUCUUGAGGAGGAAGUGCGUGCCUGGGUGCAUCUUCGCCCCGCACUUCGAUUCGGAGCAGGGCGCCGCUCAUUUCGCGGCGGUGCAUAAGAUUUUUGGCGCCAGCAAUGUCUCCAAGCUCCUCCUCCACAUUCCGGUGCACAAGCGCCCCGAGGCUGUCAUCACCAUAUGCUACGAGGCUCAAGCCCGCCUUCGCGACCCCAUCUACGGUUGUGUUGCGCAAAUCUUUAACAUGCAACAACAGGUAGUGAAUCUGCAGGCGGAGCUAGCCUACAUACACGGCCAGCUAGCGGCGUUGGAGGCGGUGCCAGCUCCGCCGCCUGUGCCGAUGCAUCCGCCGCAUCCCCAACACUCGGUGCUGAUGCCGUCACCUGCCCUGAACCCUGCAGACCUCCCCACCGGCGCGUCAGUGCAGCCGUCAACUUACGACCUCUCGCCCCUCUUUGACCCCAUGGCGCAGCAGGCAUGGCCCACUCAGCAGCGGCAGCUGGACCCACGCCACGUGUUCGGCCACUCAGUGCCCAGGACGGCGGCGGUGGACAUGCCGUCGUCUUCAGCCGGCGGAGGUGACCUUCAGGCAGUGGCGCGUGAGCUCAUGAAUAGGCGGAGGCUUGGUGGGAACCCGACAAUGCCAUUCCCGGAUGCUCCAUCAACUUAAUUUGUAAGGAGCAAUCAAGAUUGAAGCUAGGAGGAAUGGCCGAGUCUAUUUUAGGUUUAUUAUUAUUAUUAUUAUUAUUAUUAUUAUUAUUAUUAUUAUUAUUAUUAUUAUUAUGGACAACCUUAUUUUUAUAUUUAAUGAUGUUUAAGGGCUUGCCUAUUUGCAAUGACUGUAGGCAAGUGAGUGGACGUUUUUUUUUUCUUUAAUCGUUUUGCUUUAUCAUUAUUAAUUUAGAAUUUUGGUCCGGCCUACCCUUUUCUUCUCUAAUUUGGUCAACUGGUUGAAUCACAUUUCAUUUGGCAUGUUUUCAAUUUGGAUUGGCUUUGGUCUCAGUUUAAUUAGACCAAAGUUUCUUCUCGGAAUCACAUUUCAUUUUAGAUGUUCUCAUCUCAUUUAGGUUGAUCUUAAUUGAUACCCUACCAAUUUAGACUAGACUAAUAAUUAGGUCAUAUUAGAACGAAUUUUAUC
Molecule: messenger RNA, 1179 nt
Organism: Cuscuta epithymum
Lineage: Eukaryota; Viridiplantae; Streptophyta; Magnoliopsida; Solanales; Convolvulaceae
Source: the annotation of a GenBank genome assembly